AUGGGGAAACACACACAAGGUGCCGCCAGGGCUCUGCUGAAUGAAGGAGAGGAGAAUGAGAUGGAAAUAUUUGGGUACAGAACAGUACGAUGGCAGAAAGGACUUUGCAUUACAGGAUACGUAUUUUCCUUUGGAUUGCUCUGGCUCUUGUUUUACUGGAAACCUGAAUGGAGUGUCUGGACCUGCUGCUCACCAUGUGUACUGGAAGAAGCUGAUAUCGUAUUGCUCAGAGCAACGGAUGAAUUUAAACACUAUACCAGAAAAAAUAUUCAAUGGACAAAUCUCUCUGAGUUGACCUCCCUACAGCAGAUCAAAACUUCAGACCACCCAUUCAAUGAGGAUUACAACUGCAUCAUCAACAAAGCAAUCCUAAUACCGGAUCUGAAAGUUAAAUGUAUUUGGGUGCAGAAAAUCAAGUAUGUCUGGUUACACUCAGAGAAAAGCUUCCAAAAGGCUGGGACACUGGAAGAUGCUUAUUCAUGUUCCCAGCUACACUUUAGGUUUGGUUCAGGUAUGACUAUGGAGGAACAAAAAUUAAGGAGGAACAUUUGUGGACCAAAUGCCAUUGAAGUUGAAAUUGUUCCAAUAUGGAAACUGCUCUUCAAAGAGGUUUUAAAUCCUUAUUAUCUGUUUCAAGUAGCCAGUCUAAGUCUGUGGAUGGCCGAAGGAUACAUUGAAUAUUCUAUAGUUAUUAUAGUGAUUACCAUUCUUUCCAUCAUUCUGACAGUCUAUGAUCUCAGACAGCAAUCUGUGAAACUCAGAAAUCUGGUGGAGUCUAAUAACAGUGCAAUGGUGACUGUGCACACCAGUGAUGGGGAUAAUGACGAGAUGGAAUCUAGGCACUUGGUUCCCGGUGAUCUAAUAGUCCUUACUGGUAGAAAGUUUUUCCUUCCCUGUGACUGUAUCCUGCUGAGAGGUAGUUGCAUUGUGAAUGAAGGCAUGCUGACAGGAGAAAGUAUCCCGGUCACAAAAACACCUCUUGACCAUGUGACAAGCUGCACUCCAUGGAAAGUGCACAGCGGAGAAGAUUACAAAAGACAUGUGCUAUUCUGCGGGACUGAAGUCAUCCAGACAACGCCAUCCGGUUCUGCUCCUGUAACAGCUGUUGUUAUGCGCACUGGUUUCAACACAGCCAAAGGAGAAAUGGUGCGAUCAAUUUUGUAUCCCAAACCUAUGAAUUUCAAGCUGUACCGAGAUGCUACUAGAUUUCUGAUAUGCCUAAUUGUGAUAGCCAUUAUUGCCUUCAUAUACUCUGUGGUCCUAUUCACCGUUAAAGGGGGAACUGUACGUGAUAUUAUCGUCAAGUCCCUGAUUGCUGUGACAGUUGCGAUACCUCCCGUGCUUCCUGCUGCUGUGGCACUAGCCAUCAUGUACUCUCAGAAACGGCUCAAGAGGAAAAAAAUAUUUUGCAUUAGUCCACAAAGAAUCAAUGUGUGUGGGAGAAUAAAUCUGGUUUGCUUUGAUAAGACUGGUACUUUAACAGAGGAUGGCCUUGAUUUAUGGGGGGUUGUUCCGUCCAGUGAAAGCAGAUUUCAGAAAGUUCACAUGUUUACAAGUGGAAAUAGUUUGGCGUGGUGCCCACUCCUAGGGGCGAUGGCCUGCUGCCACUCACUGAUAGUUCUGGAUGGAAAAAUUCAGGGAGAUCCUUUGGACCUGAAGAUGUUUGAAGGCACAAAUUGGGAAAUAGAUCAAACAUAUCAGGGGGACCAUCCUGAGGAUAAUUCAGGAGCGCACCAUCUAGUUGUGAGACCAGUACUUGGCUCCAGUAUAGUCCCUGAGAAAGGACUUGCCAUCCUACAACAGUUUCCCUUUUCCUCCAGUCUCCAGCGGAUGUCUGUGAUAUCUCAGGUUAUAGGAAGUGAAGAACACUUGGUAUUCAUGAAGGGGGCACCAGAAAUGGUGGUACGGUUUUGUACUCCAGAAUCAGUUCCUGCAAAUUUUUCCAGUGAACUCCAGCUAUAUACACUUCAGGGUUUCAGAGUGAUAGGUCUGGCAUAUAAAACAAUGCAGUGCACUAAGGACAUGAACACAGACAGUUACAUGAGGGAGGAGGUGGAAUCUGGCCUUUUGUUCCUUGGUCUUCUGAUAUUAGAAAAUCGUUUGAAACCACAAACCAUUCCAGUAUUGAAUGAGAUGAACAAUGCGUUAAUCCAAGUUGUGAUGAUAACAGGUGAUAAUCUUCAAACAGCAAUAACUGUAGCAAGAAAUUCUGGCAUUGUGCAGAAACAUGGCAGAGUGAUCCUAAUUGAGGCAUGUGAGCCAACCGCGAGCUCUCCUGCGUCUAUCACAUGGAAACAAAUGGAAAACUAUAACUCUGAUGUGGAUGAAAUGACAGUAUUUCACAUUGACAAAUGUAAUGAAGCUCAACAAAAUGACAACUACUAUUUUGCGAUGACUGGGAAAGACUAUCAGGCUGUAGUACAACACUUCUAUGGCUUGCUGCCAAAGCUGUUGCUGAAUGGUGCCAUUUUUGCAAGAAUGUCUCCAGGCCAGAAAUCUAAUCUAAUAGAAGAAUUCCAGAAGCUAGAUUAUUAUGUGGCAAUGUGCGGAGAUGGAGCCAAUGAUUGUGGAGCUUUAAAAAUGGCACAUGCUGGAAUAUCGCUGUCUGAGCAGGAGGCAUCUGUGGCUUCACCAUUCACAUCUCAAAUAACAAAUAUUCAGUGUGUUCCUGACCUCAUAAAGGAAGGACGAGCAGCUCUGGUCAGUACUUUCGCUGUGUUCAAAUACAUCACUCUAUACGCCAUGAUAGAGCUUAUUUGCCUGCUCCUACUCUACUGGCAAUUGAAAAUAGUGGGUCUGUACCAAUACCUUAUCCAAGAUGUGGGAAUUACAAUACUGGUCACCCUAACAAUGAGUUUAACAGAGGCAUAUCCAGUAUUGGCUCCCUACAGACCGCCAGCACAGCUAAUAUCUCCCCCGCUCCUGCUAUCAGUGUUCUUUAAUAUUAUUCUCAAUAUGGCUAUUCAGAUCUGUGGCUUUGUACUGGUACAGCAGCAACCGUGGUACAGCACAUCUAACUUUAGUGCUUGUGUAAGAAAUACUGAUGGUAAUCUCAGCAUCACAAAUGGGAGCAUUACAGCAGUGCACGAAUAUUCUGAAUAUGAAAACUAUGAAAGCACAACUUUGUUCGCAAUAGCCACAAUGAGUCUUAUAAUUGUUGCAUUUGUGUUUUCCAAGGGAAAACCGUUCAGGAAACCUUUGUAUACAAACUAUAUCUUUGUCUGUUUGCUGCCAAUACAACUAGCUUUGGGUCUCUUCAUCAUCUUUGCUGACAUUGACCGUAUAUAUAUAGCAUUACAACUUGUCUGCACCCCCACCAUUUGGAGGGUGGCCAUUAUCAUAUUGCUGAUAAUUUUCUUCCUUGUGUCUUUCGCUGUAGAGGAAGCUAUUAUUGAAAAUAGACGACUUUGGCUGUAUUUAAAAAGACUGUUUAAUUAUCGGUCUCACAGCCAGUACAGAGUAUUAUACAGAGCACUUCAGAAUGAUCCCGACUGGCCUCCGGUGAACACAACACAAUAUGCCAACACAGACAGCAAAGACAACAAUGGGGCUGUCUAUUGUAAUCCAUGUUACAUGGAUGAUGAAAAUGGAAUAAAUGUAUAAUGGAUUGUAUGGUUUUACAUAUGACGAUGAGUUCUCCAUGAAGAAAAAGAAUAGCAGCAAAAAAGCAGUUUCUCACCUCUUGUGAUGUUACUGUUACUCUAUUAUACCUGUUUUCUCAUCACUACAAAAAAUGAUGGAAGAAUCAAGUUUCAUCAUCUUUUACACAUACUGAGGCUGACAGAGUUGAAUGUACGCCUGUUUGUGGAAUGUCUCUUGCAUAGUUUCUCACUGCACAUGCUUUGAAACCAACUGUAAGCAAGUACUGUACAUGAGAUCCAGAGUCUAUACUAAUGAGGCAAUACUCAAUUUGUGAGUUUAGGGAUGAUGGAAUAUCAGAAUACUGUCUUGGAUACUGUUGCCCCUAAGGGGCGAAAUGAAAAUAAUUCUCUUUCUAUGUUUGAGUGUAAGUAUGGGGAUCUGAUCGUGUAAUGACUUGGCAUUAUAAAAGCGAGUUUUUCUGAUAUUCCAUCAUCCCUGUUUUUUAGGACAUAUGUUGUGGUUUGCACUAUAAAGAUGUGUUUUUA
Molecule: messenger RNA, 4127 nt
Organism: Pseudophryne corroboree (corroboree frog)
Lineage: Eukaryota; Metazoa; Chordata; Amphibia; Anura; Myobatrachidae
Product: probable cation-transporting ATPase 13A4
Exons: 30
Coding region: 1-3603 (1200 amino acids)
Biological process (GO): intracellular calcium ion homeostasis; polyamine transmembrane transport
Cellular component (GO): late endosome membrane
Molecular function (GO): ATPase-coupled monoatomic cation transmembrane transporter activity; polyamine transmembrane transporter activity; ATP hydrolysis activity
Source: RefSeq, a predicted model, not a curated record